AUGCCACUGGUAGACUACGAUGAUUCUUCCUCCGACGACGAUGUCUUAGCCACCGCCAAGGAGGAGAAGAAACCUCUGCCACAAUCGCAACAUAAACCAUCUCUAGCUCAAUCUUUUCCUCCUCCAAAUACACAGAGAUCUUUAAAUGAGCAAGAAGAGAGUGAUGCACUUCCGAAGCUACCAGAUGCUUUGCUUCUACUGGAGUCACCGUCACUCGCACAGGUGAGUGGUGGCGGUGACCAUGCUUCAGUUGUUGCAGCUGCGAGGGCAGAGAGUGCGUUAAGGAAAAGAGAUUUGAAUGGGAAUCCUUCUUCUCUUCUUCCUCGUCGUCCCAAGCUACCAAGAGGAAAUCUGCCUCAUUCCAAGAAUGUUCCUGAAACUUUGGGUAAUGUGCUUGUGCCUCCUCAGCUCAAGGGAAGGAGUAAUGUCGCCACAGAGGAUAUGAGCAGGCUUUUUGUGAAAAAACGGCAAGAGUCCUCCAAGGCAACAUCUCCUGCCAAGGAUUAG
Arabis nemorensis is the source of this 507-nucleotide messenger RNA. The record is from the annotation of a GenBank genome assembly. Lineage: Eukaryota; Viridiplantae; Streptophyta; Magnoliopsida; Brassicales; Brassicaceae.